AUGCGCUUCUUCAUCACCUUCCUUUCUGCACUCCUUGUGCUUUUCGCACCUUUCGCCGCUGCCGAAGACGUCGUCUACUCGACUUCCACACACACACAGACAGUGACCAUGACCAUCAUCCACUCUGUCUCUGCGCCUACUCCCAGCAUGAAGCCCCCGGUCAGCGCCAACAGCACUGCUCCCUACCCAUCUUCCAUGAUGACCAAGACCUGGGGCACCGGCACCGGCACCGGCAGCAUUCCUACCCCCACCGCCAGCAACCCUGCGCCUGAGCCUACCUUCAACGCUGCUCCGGCAAUGGUCGCCAGCUACGGCUCUGCUCUCCUCGCUGGCUCUAUCGCCCUUCUGGUUGGCGCUGCUCUAUAG
Nannizzia gypsea CBS 118893 is the source of this 366-nucleotide messenger RNA. RefSeq lists its product as hypothetical. The coding region runs from base 1 to 366 and encodes 121 amino acids. The record is from RefSeq and is a predicted model, not a curated record. The transcript has a single exon. NCBI's taxonomy places the organism in Eukaryota, Fungi, Ascomycota, Eurotiomycetes, Onygenales, Arthrodermataceae.